Cladocopium goreaui is the source of this 3525-nucleotide messenger RNA. The record is from the annotation of a GenBank genome assembly. NCBI's taxonomy places the organism in Eukaryota, Dinophyceae, Suessiales, Symbiodiniaceae.
CUCGUGAUGCACCUCCAAAGUGCCUUGUUUGGCGGCGUGUAUGAAGCGAAAGGUCGAUCGACCGGAAAGGACUUUGCCAUUAAGGUGCUUCACAAGAGCGAACUGCAGAAGGUCGAGGAGAACAACUCCAUCGAAUUCUGUGAAGUCCCCUUGAGCGAGAUCAAAUUCGCAGAUGUGAUGCGUGGCCAUGAGCAUGUCAUGGAGGUAGAGGAGCACUUCGAUGAUCAGUAUUGCCACUACUGUGUCUUCGAGCUCUGCAAAGGCGGCGACCUGUUAGAGGCCUUGAAACAGAAGCCCAUGGGAUUUGAUGAGCGCCAUGCGCAGUUUCUCAUUCGACAGGCUGCGUUGGGCCUCACCUACCUCCACGACAGAGGUGUGGCGAUGCAGGACGUGUCGUUGGAGAACAUGCUGCUGAACGUCAAUCCCAGCAAUGGCAAUUGGCAGGUGAAGAUCUGCGAUCCUGGUCAGGCAGCGCAUUUCCAGACGGACUCGAAGGGACAGGAAGUUCCAGUGAAUUUCCAUGGCUUAGUCGGCAAGUCGUUUCGACCACCCGAACUUCAUGAGCACAAGUCCUACUUGGCCACAAAGGUGGAUUCUUGGUGCCUAGGUUGGAGUACCUUCUACCUGCUCACCGCGCAGCCUUUGUUUAUGAGCGCUGACCCUGCUCAGAAGGAUGUGGAUUGGACGCUUUUCAGGAGCGGAAAGUUUGAUGAGCUUUUCAAGACGAAAACCCCAAACUUCUCGGCUGUGGGUAUCGACUUCAUCUUCAAAUUGAUGCAGAUGGAGCCCUCGAAACGCAUGUCCAUCGCUGAAGCUUGCAAGCAUGUUUGGACCUCAGCCAUGGUGAAGGCGUGGUUGGCAGAUACCGGGGUGCCACCCAUGAUGGCGCCCAAGGAGAUGCUGCCUGAAGAACUCAGAAAAAAACUGGAGGAAGAGAAGCGGGCCAAGACUAUGCUACCAGUGAGCAUGACCGACCGGGACUUCAAGGGAGGCUCCCUUUCAGCCAGCACGGGGGGCGUGCCAACCGCUGCGCUUCUACCGACGGUCUCUUCCCCCAUCAUGAGGCCUAUGACCCAUACCUUGCCAACUUGGUCAGCGGCUCCAAUUCAAGGUAUCAUCACCAAGCAGAUGGCGACGCCACACACACCCUUAAUGAGAGUUCGGAGUCCGUCUGGACGGUCGCCCCGUAGCUCUGCACCAGGUCCCAGCUUCGCAGAUUUGUCGCAGGCCAGCGAUCGGCGUAGCCGUGUCUUCCAGCCACAUCGAAGCACUCAAAGGACACAAUACACCGGUGGAUACGUGCUGGCCACGGCACAUUCGCCGGCGCCGGCGCGGGGCUCCUCGGGAGCCAUGUCGCCGCCGGCGGACAAGUUAUGCAUGGCAGCGAACUUCUACUGUCACGAGAGCAAUCGCAUCAGCUUUGUUUCCACGCCCAGGGCCAGCCAUCGUCGCACCGCUGCAGCACCGGCGCCCUUGCCGAUGGUUGACGCCGAGUCGCGGGGGAGACCCCUCUGGGCCUUUGGUCAGAAGGCUGCCGAGCAGGGUCCCUCGCGACGUUGGGGUAGCAAUGGCUCGGAGUACCAGGUGGGUUACGAGUACGAGGAUUGCGAUUUGGUACAGACGAUUCCCGGCGCUGCUGCGGACUGGAACGUGGUCCAUAAGCGCACCGUACACAUUUUGAGCGCCAAUUUGAUGGACAGCGACUUUUCCCUCCCAUCAGAUCUGGAGGAGUUGAUCGACGAUGAUCGAUCGCGACAUCGCUUCACAUCCAAAGCAGAACAAGCGAAACAAGAAUGUCCGUUGGGAUUCUUGUACCUGAAGCUGCUUCAUUUCUAUCGUGACCCCACCGUCUUGGACACCAGCAUGGCCAAAGUCAUCCAAUAUUUCUUGGGUAUGUAUCCUGCCUACGUCAUCGCUUUGUCACGCUGGCCGAUCUUUCCGGUUUUGGCCUAUUUCCGGAAUACCCAUCAAGGCGCCGCAGAUCAGAACAACGCGGUCGCGGCCAUGGCUUGUGAGGGGGUCAAAGGGGUCAUCGACUGGGACAAGUCACGGGAGUGGGGAAACCGGUGGACAGAGCUGACCUUUUCCAACAACAACAGCGAAGAAGACAAGACCGAGUUGUACAGCCUUCAGGAAGCGAUUGCGGAUCAGUUCUACGUGGUCCUGCGGAAGGCUCACCGGCAACAUCAAGCCUCUGAGGAGUGUCCUUUCGGCUUCUUCUACCUCUCCGCGACCCAGUUGGUGGCCGCUGCGGGAAAGGGAACCAACCAUAUGCCACCCUUCAGCAACGUGAUGAAUCAAGUGGUGAGGGACUUGCCCUUCAUCCAGGUGAGCAGUUCUCCUUGGCCCAUUUGGCAUGUGCUGGCAGUUUUCUCCGACAUGAAUAAAGGCGACUGGUUCUGGGGCGGCGACAGAAAGUAUUUUCGCGGCUUCAGCGAUUGGAACUUGCGACGAGAUGAGCUGAGCCCCUUGGUUUCGCCCAGCUUGGACUUUCUGAGCCCCGAUUGGCGCCGGGACGUGAUGUGGAAGGUGGAAGCAUUGAAGAAGAUGGAUCACCUGACUUACAUCCAGACCCUCAAAAGCUGGACGAAGACCAGAGAGGAGUCCUGGGGGCAACUGAGGCAGAUCGCAAUGAGCAUGAUCGAUGCCGCUUCUGCCCUCGCCGCCCGUGCGCACCAGCAACAGCUGACGACCCGAUUGGCCUACGUGGUCCUCCUCUACGGCGAUGGCUGGGCCCAGCUGCUGCAGCGCAUGCAGCGGCGGAUGGCGCAGCUGGCCUUGAGGCAUCCGCUGCUGGUCAUCGCCAUUGGCGCGGCGGCACCGGUGUGUCGCGCCCUGAGUGGCCAGGAUGUGAUUUGCUGGGUGCCAGACACCGCGUCGCAAGUGCAUCGCUUCACGGGGAUUCAAGGUUUGCUUCACCUUGGCAUUGACGUGAUCUAUUUGGAUAUGGAUACCUUCCUACUCCGUGACCCCACGGAGCGCUUUCAAGCAGCGGCAGAUGACUGGGACGCGCUCUUCGCACGUCAUGGGGACGGUGAUUGCAUCAACAUUGGCAUUUUCUACUUGAAGGCCUCUGGGAGGACAGCUGUGUGGAUGUCACAGUUCUUAACCUGGUAUCACGAUCAUCCCUUUGAAAUCGACCAGCGGGGCCUGCACAUUUUCCUGGCUUUGCCUGCCCAGGUGUUGCAAGUGGCCAGUGUGCCGGAGGAUUUGGUGCCUAUCCGCGGCUCCGUCUUGGAGGACUUAAACGAAGUGGUCAUCGGCGACAUUGGAUGGCUGGGAUCUCUGUCUCAGAUGUUGAUCUUUCACUGGUGCCACCGGCCUUUGGAACUGAAAGUUAAAGAGAUGAACCUGGCCUACGACGGUGCCGACGCGUUGGAAGAGCACGAGCUUCCCAUGUCUGUGGCGCUGUCCGUGGCCGCCGGCGCGGUGCCUGGGAGUCCAUGGGCCAAGGUGGUGGCCGUGCGGUACAUGUUCGACACCUAUCAGUUGAAAGAAGCACCACCCCGCAAAGUCUGCUGGUGA